Molecule: messenger RNA, 5937 nt
Organism: Anoplophora glabripennis (Asian longhorned beetle)
Lineage: Eukaryota; Metazoa; Arthropoda; Insecta; Coleoptera; Cerambycidae
Product: zinc finger protein Xfin
Exons: 6
Coding region: 252-5621 (1789 amino acids)
Biological process (GO): regulation of gene expression
Cellular component (GO): nucleus
Source: RefSeq, a predicted model, not a curated record
AACCGAUUCCCAAGCCGCCUGGAUCGGGCGACGUAGUGACGCAAGACAGCGUUGGAAACCUCGCCGCCACGGGUGGGAGGCUUCGACCACUCGCCGCCGUGCCUGCCGACACCGCACACUCGAGGACUGGAGACUGGAUGGUGAAUUAAGUGCUCGUUGUUCUUCCUCCUGCGUCUGGAUUACGCCGCAGCCCCCUAGAAUCAAACGUUCGUUGGAGGAUACAGAAUUAAAGAGGAGGAGGUCGAGUUAGCAUGUCAGUGCCUUCGAUGGUACAUCGAUCUGGAGACACCCUGGUAGUGCGCAGCUUGGUGAGCGGCGACGCGCUGUUCGGCUCGUCGACGGGCGUCGACGCCGAGGACCGCGACGACGAGGAGGGCCACUCGGCGCCCGACCACGACGGCAGCAAGCAGCUACCCGACUGCAAGGUGAAGCGGAAUUACACGUGCGCCAGCGCCCACUGCGACUUCUUCACGCAGAACCCGCGCGUCUACCUCUACCACCUCCGCGAUGUGCACGGCGAGAAGGUGAGGAUCUACGAGUGCCCCAGCUGUCUGUACGCGUCGCGCCACUUCCAGAAGCUGCUCCGCCACUCCAAGAUGGUGCACGGCUCCAGCGACGGCGUCGAGCCCGCCGGCAAGGCGCGCAAACGGCCGCCUCCCGACGACGAGCCGCCCCAGGUGGCGACGGACGAGUGCGAGCAAGACGAGGCCCCCGAGGAAACCUCCGCCGUGUUCAAGUGUUCCGUGUGCGAGUUCACCGGACGCAGCCAGGCGCAGCUGUCGCGGCACGAGCGCGAGGAGCACAUCAAGACGAAGUUCUUCCGGUGCUCCAAGUGCACCUACGUCACCCACAUCAAGGCCAGGUACACCAAGCACGUCAAGUACCACUCGAUGCCGAUGAUCAAGUGCGACAUGUGCGACUUCCGGACGCCCUACAAGUGGAACCUGGACAGGCACUGCAAGAACCACAACGGACACGGCGCCUUCAGGUGUUCCGCCUGCAACUUCACCGCCGACAUCAAGCAGAGUCUGACGGUGCACGAGAUGAACCACCACGUGCCGCCCGUGGGACAGGCGGCGGGAUUGGGGGUGGGACGACGCCGCAACAAGGUCGGCGCCAGCGACGCCACCGCCGCGGAAGAAGCCGCCCAGCACCAGGCCAUCAAGAACGAGCCCGAGCAGACGGCGGUCCAGCCAGCCGCCGCAGACGUCGACAGAAAGCCGAAGCUGAAGGCCCCGCCCAAGAAGAUCAAAUCGGAAAACGGCGGCGAGUCCAAGACCUUCGGCGGUUCCGAUUUCAUCCAUCCGGACGACAUCAUCCACCACGCCAAUGGCAAGGUGUACAUCAAGAGCAAGUGCAAACAGUGCAACUACAAAUCCGCUUGGGACACCGAGAUGGCCAAGCACGAGAAAAAGGUCCACAACAUCCACCGGGAGGAAAGCAAGCCAGUGAUCAAGAAACCGGCGAGGCCCAUCCCCAACCUCAUCCCCAUCCCGGCGCAGACCUCGGUGUUGAAGCUGGGCCACCAGAGGCCCCUGUAUCCGGUGCUGAAGACUGCGCCGGACAUCCCCGAGCCCAGCGAACCGAUAAUGAGCCAGAAGGUCGUCAACGACAUCUGGGCGAAAUCUGGCAACAGUGCGUUGAAGGACUUUGCCUCGCUGUUCGAUUCCGAGGACGUAUUCAAAGCCUCCACCCCCAAAGUACCUGAUCUCAUACCCGCCUCCAUCUACAAUUCCUCGCCCAAAAGCAAACUAGGCGAAGUGUUCAAGCAGAAGAACGCCUCGUUCUUCGACAACCUCAGGGAGAAGCUGGAGCAGGGCACCGGCGGCAGCUGCAACCUCAUCUGCAGCCUGUGCGGUCACGAGAGCAAGUGCCUCACCGAGCAGGUCAAGCACCAGAAGACGUGCGGCAAAGAGACCAACAAGGUGCAGACCGUCGUUCGUUCCCACAACAUCAGCUCCUCCCGCUGCAAAUUCUGUAGACAGAGAUGCAAGUCGAGCGCAGAUCUAUACAAUCACCUGCAAACGUGCCCCGAAGCCUUGAAGGCCGAAAUCGUAGACAUCAAGAUGGAACCCUUGGAUGUCAAGGAGGAGAUGGACACUUAUUCUGAACACGAACUAAGGAUAGACGAAGACCAGAGCACCGAAGAUUCCGAGAUCAAACCGCACCCCAUGGAGAACAAAGUGUUCGUGUGGAACGACAUCAUGGUGCCGAUGGAUAUCGAGGUCGACGAUUCCAACUACGAAUACACUGAUGACAAAGUGGACGACAACGUCUCCUUGGACCUCUCCGUACGCACACACUCCCCCAUGGGCAGCGAGAGCAGUUACCUGGGUCCCGACUUGACCGCGACCAACCACAACGUUCACCACUCGCCCUUACCCACCACCGACAAAAUUCCCACCCACGGCAACGACAUCUCCGUGGCGCAGCACAAGCGCGUGUUCAAGUGCCCGCAUUGCACCUUCUGGGCCUCCACGGCGUCGCGCUUCCACGUCCACAUCGUGGGUCACUUAAACAAGAAACCCUUCGAGUGUUCCCUCUGCUCCUACCGCUCCAAUUGGCGAUGGGACAUCACCAAACACAUCAAACUCAAGUCGGUGAGGGACCAGGCCCACGAGUCGGCCAAGGUGCUGAUGACCGACGAGACGGGCAGGCGGAACUACACCAAGUACAACAAGUACCUGACGGAGAUCCCGGUGAGCAGCGAUCAGAGCAUGGACACCAGCGGGGGCUGCGGCACCAGACCGAAACACCACGACCGCAACAACUCGCCCUCCACCAGCAAAUCGGACCUGCCCAAGCUGCCCAGGGCGCCCAACAGCUGCGACUUCAGUCCCCUGCUGAAGAACUCGCCGCUGCGCUCGCCACCAGGGCUGAGGGUGGCCGACAUGGUGGCCAACCACUCCUCGGCGAGGAUAUCGGAAAAGAAACGGCCCAGCACGGAGGGGAAGAAGACGCUGUUCAAGUGCAAGAAGUGCAAUUUCAGGGACGCUUCUCGGGACAUCCUGCUGCAGCACGUGAAGGGCCACUACCAGCAGGCGGGCGGGCCGUCCACCAGCUCGCAGGAUCUGAGUUUAAGGGGUACGAGUCCUGAUAAAGAUGAGGCAAGUGUAAAUAACAUAAUAGGGAAGGGAGGCAGCGCCCCUUUCCGUUGCGGUCACUGCAACCAGGUAUCUAAUUGGAAGCAUGUCAUCCAGAGGCACUGCAGGUUGAAGCACAGUGGCGACGUCCGCGUCGUCAGCAACAAGAACGGCCAAGAAAGAAUUGAGGUGGAGGAGCAGACCGACGAGCCAGACCACGUCGAUGUGCCCCAGGAAGGCGUUUUCAGGUGCACCUCCUGCCCCUUCUCCUGCGACAAUGACCUGGACUACGACCAGCACCGCGUCGGACACGUCCCCACCUCGGAGAGCAUCCUCAAGUGCCACUACUGCAACUACUUCGUCUCCAACAAGGAGGACCUGGUGGAGCAUCUCAGGCUGCACGGCAUCUCCGAGCCGGAGGAGUUCCUAAGUAAAAUGACGGAGAAGGGCGCGAACGAUGCGGACGGGAAGAAGUUCAGGUGCGUCAUUUGUCCUUACGUCACCAACUCCAAGUCGCAGUACACCUACCACAGACAGUUCCACAAACCUAGAGGGGGCCAGUAUACCUGCACGCAGUGUUCUUAUAACGUCAGCAAGAGGCAUUUGCUCCAUCAACACUUGAAGGUGCACGGGAUCAACGUUACUUCCCACAGACAGAACGGAGAGGUUAUAUACUUGGACGAAAUAACGGACGAGAUCGAAGAAGUGCCUUCUUCCGCUACCGCUCUGGACGCACAGAACUUUGCAGACAUUCCCCUGGUGUGGGUGUCAAAGAACGGGAAGUUCUCGAAGAUGUUCAAGUGCAGGUACUGCCCCCACGUCAAUUUGAGGAAAGUUAACAUACAAGAGCACGAGAAGAUGCACAGUAUCCGUGAGAAAAACCCCAACUCCUCUAGGUUGAACGACAUAGAACAUCGAUGCACCGAGUGCAACUACGUGUGUAACAACGCGGGGGUGCUGUCUUCACACUCGAAAGUCCAUCAGGGUUUGUACGGUACGGUGCACAGAUUGGUAGAUCCCAGUCGUACCGACGAGGAACAGAUCCGGGAGCUGAGCAGAAGCACCGGGAUUCAACCGGUGACGGACGGUGUGCCGUUCGAGGACUUUGAAAUCACUGAAACAACAGCCAUGGAAAGCGACGAGGUGGACAGUUCGUCGGGAUCGGGAUCUGUUCUGUACUUCUGCAAGGAGUGUCCGGCGAGGUUUCUGAAAGAGAACGAGUUCGGCAUCCACAAGAGAUUCCACGGUUCGAGGCUGUUCUACAAGUGUGACUAUUGCACUUACACGGCGAGAGAGAAACCUCACUUGUACUCCCACUCGAAGGUACACACCAGCGAGUACCAGGACAGGACGAAGGUGUUGCAGAACAUGUACAUCACGAGCGCCAACUACCCGCAACCCCACACCGUUCCCUUGAAGUCUGGCGGUGAUUCCAGCUGGGUGGUGGCCGAGAAUAACAAUAAAUCCAUGGAGAUGAGCACCCUUUGCAGUAUCCUGAACAAGCCCGUGAAGUCUACCCAGAACGUGCCAUUAUCCGGGACCGACCUGUUCCUACAGAAGUCCGAGGCCCAACAGAAACAAGCGGCUCAACUAAGGGAGAUGUCCCCUACACCGCAGAAAUCCAUAGACCCCCAGUUUGGGGUCCUUAUGCAUGGAAACCCCGACUUCAUCUACCCUACAUAUCUGAAAAACGGCCGAAUGAAGGAGAAGCGCUACAAGUGCCAUAAGUGUCCCAGCGCGUUCGAGAAACGGGAGCAGUACAAAGUCCACUUGGGCCUGCACGGCGCCAAGCAGCGCUACUGCUGCGACUACUGUGAUUACUCCGUAAAGUACUACGCCAACUACGCCCAGCACUUGAAGAAGCACAAGCUGAACGCCGCCGCCCACGCGGCGAGGAGGUCCAGUGACGACGCCGAUCUUGACGUAGAUGAGAGCGCUGAAGUUACCAGUGAAGUUACCACAGAGGAGAGCCCUUCGAAACUCUCCCUGGCCGACCAGCAGAUGCUCGCGGUCGAAGAACAACGGAAAGCCGCUAGCCCCACCAAGGAAGUCGAGGAUAGGAAGGUGUUCUGGUGCCCCAGCUGUCCCUACACCAACGCGAGGAAGGACGCGGUGGACAACCACCAGAAACGUCACGUCAGCGUGUCCGGGGUGCGAUGCACCUACACCUGCGAGCACUGCGACUACUCCGUGCCGCAGAACCACUUCCUCAGGGAGCACACCAAGCUGCACUUCGUGCCGAAUAAAGUCAAUCAGGUGGAGGGGUUCAUGAGUUGCGAUAACAUAAAGCUGACCUCGAUCAAGACGGAGGAGGACGCGGCGGACGACAAGAGUUUGAUUUUCGAGGAGCGCGGGGAGGAGAGGCAGUUCGCGCCGCCGCUGAGCGCGGAAGUAGCGGAACGGUUCAAUAACAAUGAGGGUGAGAAACUGUUCGUGAACGUACAAACGGGUGAGGUAGUGGAUAGGAGGAAAAUUAGUGAUACCACGCCGCGUCGGUCCUCGGUGAAGACGGAGGACGGCGACUUGGAAGUAAUUUAGUCAAACUUCUAGUGAUAAUUAAUUACAAAUCUAUUUACCUAAUUUAUCAGAACUUACUUAAUACCACAUAAAUUUAUAACGUGUUAACAAUAAUUGCCUUAGUCAUAGAGUAUUUUUACAGAGUAUUUUCACAUGAAGGUAGCAGAAAUUUAAAUAUAGUAUUAUUACCACUUUUCAUACUGUAUUUGUACAUAUUCUGUUCUUAGAAGUAUUAAUUUUUAUUUUCAUGGGGUUUAAUGCCAAAGCAUUCAAAGCCAAAAUUUGCCAUAUUAUUGUUGUUUAUUGUUUACAGAGAAAAUAUAUGACUUAUAACUUA